CGGUGGCUGAAGCAGGGAAGGGGCAGACAGAGCCAGGAGCCUGGGCAGCAGCAAGCAGGAUGGCAGCGCAGGCAGCAGCUGGAACCUGGGUGCUGGUCCUCAGUCUGUGGGGGGCAGCAGCCAUAGUAAGCAGUCGGAACGUCACAGCCCGGAUGGGGGAGCCGCUGGUGCUGAACUGUAAGGGGGCCCCUAAGAAACCACCCCAGGAGCUGGAGUGGAAACUGAACACAGGUCGCACAGAAGCGUGGAAAGUCCUCUCCCCCCAGGGUGCCCCCUGGGACAGUGUGGCUCAUAUCCUCCCCAACGGCUCCCUCCUCCUUCCGGCGGUUGGGAUCCAAGAUGAGGGGACCUUUCGGUGCCGGGCAACAAAUAGGCAUGGAAAGGAGACCAAGUCCAGCUACCGGGUCCGAGUCUACCAGAUUCCCGCCAAGCCAGAAAUCAUAGAUCCUGCCUCCGAACUCACAGCUGGUGUCCCCAAUAAGGUGGGGACGUGCGUGUCUGAGGGCAGCUACCCUGCAGGGACUCUUAGCUGGCACUUGGACGGGAAGCCCCUGACACCUGAUGGCAAAGGGGUGACUAUAAAGGAACAGAUGAGGAGACACCCGGAGACAGGGCUCUUCACUCUCCAAUCAGAGCUGGUGGUGACCCCGGCCAGGGGAGGGGCUGUGCGCCCCACCUUCUUCUGUAGCUUCAGCCCAGGCCUUCCCAGGCAAAAGGCCCUACACGCAACCCCCAUCCACCCCAGCGUGUGGGAGCCUGUCUCCCCUGAAAAUGUGCAGCUGGUGGUGGAGCCUGAAGGAGGAGCAGUAGCUCUUGGAGGGACGGUGACCCUGACCUGUGAAGCCCCCGCCCAGGCUGCUUCUGAAAUCCACUGGGUGAAGGACGGGGCGCCGCUGCCGCUGCCCGCCAGUGCUGUGCUGCUCCUUCCUGAGGUGGGGCCUCAAGACCAGGGGAGCUACAGCUGUGUGGCUACCAGUCCCAGCCAUGGGUCCCAGGAAAGCCCUGCUGUCAGGGUCCGCAUCACAGAAACAGAUGAGGUGGGGCAAAGCCCAGGCUCCAUGGAAGGAUCAGGGCUUAGAACCCUGGCCCUGGCCUUGGGCACCCUGGCAGCUCUGGGCAUAGUUGCCCUGCUCAUUGGUGUCGUCAUGUGGCAAAGGAGACGCCAAGGAAAGGAGAGGAAGGCCCCAGAGAGCCAGGAAGAGGAGGAGGAGCGUGCAGAGCUGAAUCAGUCAGAGGAGCCUGAGACAGCUGAGAGUGGCGCAGGAGGACCGUGAGGGUCUACACAGCCCAUCAGGCAGCUCCCUUGUCCCUGCCCUCCCGCUCCGGGCACUGACCCCAGAUCAGCCCUCCUGCUGGCUCUGCCCCACCUCCCUACACUUUCUUCCACAACCAGAGCCCUUUGUGAAUGGACCAUGCUGAGUAAACACCUGACACAUCUUGCCCAUGA
Octodon degus (degu) is the source of this 1447-nucleotide messenger RNA. RefSeq names its product advanced glycosylation end-product specific receptor (gene Ager). Gene Ontology annotation, cellular component: plasma membrane. The coding region runs from base 60 to 1274 and encodes 404 amino acids. The record is from RefSeq and is a predicted model, not a curated record. NCBI's taxonomy places the organism in Eukaryota, Metazoa, Chordata, Mammalia, Rodentia, Octodontidae. The transcript is spliced from 11 exons. Gene Ontology annotation, molecular function: signaling receptor activity. Gene Ontology annotation, biological process: regulation of p38MAPK cascade; regulation of inflammatory response.